CCAGUGAGUUCCCAAGCGCUGAAGAUUACUGAAAUGAAGACGUGGCGAGUGGCGGCUGGGGACGUGGCGUUCCCACCGCGAACUUAAACUCAUAUUCUUUCCCUCUGUGGUUCCUUGGAACCGACAAACCUGAUUUCUCUUCUCCUCUCCCUCUCUUCUUCUUCUUCUUCUUCUUCUUCUUGAAUUACUCAGAAGUCGAAUUGUGGUCAAUUCACUACCCUAAGAAAAGAUGUUGGAGGAUCAGGUCGCUUUCUUGUUGCAGAAGUAUCUCGGGAACUACGUUAGAGGUCUCAACAAAGAAGCUUUCAAAAUUAGUAUUUGGAAAGGUGAUGUAGAGCUGAAAAAUAUGCAAUUGAAGCCGGAGGCACUUAAUGCAUUGAAGUUGCCUGUGAAAGUCAAGGCAGGCUUCCUUGGUUCAGUGAGGCUCAAGGUUCCAUGGAGCAGGCUGGGUCAGGAACCGGUGUUAAUUUACCUGGACCGUAUUUUCAUAAUAGCUGAACCUGCAACCGAGGUUGAAGGAUGUAGUGAGGAUGCUGUCCAAGAAGCUAAGAAGAGCAGAGUACUGGAAAUGGAGAUGAGGCUGUUGGAAACUACGCAGCAACUACAAUCACCAGAGAAUACUUCGUGGCUUGGAUCCCUAAUCAAUACAAUUAUUGGAAACUUGAAACUCUCAAUUACAAAUAUCCACAUCAGAUAUGAGGAUCUUGAGAGCAAUCCUGGUCAUCCAUUUGCUUCUGGUGUGACAUUGGCAAAACUUUCAGCUGUGACGAUAGAUGACAGUGGAAAGGAAACAUUUGUUACUGGGGGUGCACUAGAGCGUAUUCAGAAGUCAGUGGAACUUGAACGGUUGGCUCUUUAUCUGGAUUCUGACAUUCGUCCAUGGCACAUUGACAAACCAUGGGAGGAUUUGCUUCCUUCAGAGUGGAGUCAGGUCUUUGCAUUUGGUACUAGAAGUGGCAAAUCAGCUGGCUCUCAUAUGGAAGAGCACACUUACAUUCUGCAGCCAGUGACUGGGAAUGCUAAGUACUCAAAGCUGCAGCCAGAUGAAUCUACAAGUACAGGUCAACCUCUACAGAAAGCAACAAUUAACUUGGAUGAUGUUACUCUUUGUUUGUCAAAGAAUGGAUACAGGGAUAUUCUAAAGCUGGCUGAUAACUUCGCUGCCUUUAAUAAACGCCUGGGAUAUGCUCAUUAUCGGCCACUCGUCCCAGUAAAAUCUGAUCCUAGAUCUUGGUGGAAGUAUGCUUACAAAAUUGUAUCUGACCAGAUGAAGGCGGCAAGUGGAAAGCUAUCUUGGGAACAGGUACUGAAGUGUGCAAAAUUACGUAAGAGAUAUAUAGCUCUUUAUGCUUCGCUGCUGAAAUCUGAUGCCAGUAGAAUGUUGGUUGAUGACAACAAAGAAAUUGAGGAACUAGAUCGUGGACUUGAUAUUGAAGUCAUUCUUCAGUGGAGGAUGUUGGCUCACAAAUUUGUGGAACAGUCAAUAAAAUCUGACAACAAUAUUAGAAAGCAGAAAGCAAAGAAAUCAUGGUGGUCAUUGGGAUGGACUGGGCAAUCCAUGAAGGAUGAAAAUGAACCUUGGCAUUUCAGUGAUGAGGACUGGGAGCGGUUAAAUAAAGUAAUUGGGUACAAGGAAGGUGAUUCUGAGCAGUUGCUGACAACUCAAGACGGGGGAAACAUACUUCAUACCUCUUUGGAGGUUCACAUGAAUCGCAAUGCUUCCAAGCUUAUUACUGAGGCUCAGGAGUGUCUUGCUGAAUUAUCCUGUCAAGGUUUGGAUUGCUCUGUCAAGCUGUAUUCAGAGGCAAAAGUUUUUGACAUAAAGUUGGGAUCAUAUCUGUUGUCAUCACCAAAUGGGCUCCUGGCAGAGAGUGCUACUUUGAAUAAGUCUUUAGGUUGUAUAUUUUCAUACAAGCCUUUUGAUGCUAAUGUGGAUUGGAGUCUGGUUGCAAAAGCUUCUCCAUGUUACAUGACUUAUCUGAAGGACUCCAUUGACCAAAUAAUCACCUUCUUUGAGAGCAGCACUAUUGUUAGUCAGACGAUAGCUGUGGAAACUGCAGCUGCUGUGCAGAUGACAAUUGAUGGAGUCAAGCGUACUGCUCAACAACAAGUCAACAGAGCGUUGAAGGAUCACAUGAGGUUUAUGUUGGACUUGGAUAUUGCAGCUCCUAAGAUUACCAUUCCUACUUUUUUCCGUCCGGACAAUUGUCAUGUAACUAAACUUAUGCUUGAUUUAGGAAACUUGAUGCUCCGUACACAGGAUGACUCUCAAUUGGACCCAUCUGAGGAGAUGGAUAUGUACUUGCAGUUCAAUUUGUGUUUGAGUGAUGUCUCUGCUUUUCUAGUUGAUGGUGACUAUCAUUGGAGUCAAAAUCCUUUGGACACAUCAUCUACUUUUGGGAAGUCAAAUGAUUAUAGUGUUUUACCAGUUAUUGACAAGUGCGAGAUUGUUCUAAGGCUUCAGCAGAUAUGGUCACAGAAUCCAUCCUUCCCCUCAACAAGACUUGCUGUGCGUCUUCCUUCCCUAGGAUUCCACUUUUCUCCAGCCCGGUAUCAUCGGUUAAUGCAUAUCGCUAAGAUCUUUCAGAAUGAGGAGAAUGAGAACUCAGAUUUUCGUCGCCCUUGGAAUCAAGCUGAUUUUGAGGGAUGGUUGUCUCAGCUUGUCUGGAAGGGCAUUGGAAAUAGGGAAGCUGUUUGGCAGGGUAGAUACUUCUGUUUGGUGGGACCAUUUCUUUAUGUACUUGAAAGUCCUGGUUCCAAAACUUACAAGCAGCGUAUCAGUCUGCGGGGAAAACAAGUAUAUCAGGUUCCAGCAGAAAUUGUUGGUAAUGUGCAACAUGUUUUGGCUAUUUGCGAUGCUGGGCAAUCCAAUACAAAGGUUGUGGAAGACAUAAAUGCCAUAGUGUUGCGAUUUGAUUCUGAUGAUUCAAGGAAAACUUGGCAGAAACGCUUUCAAGGGGCUAUAUAUCGUGCAUCGGGUUCUGUUCCUGUCACUGAUUUAUCCGAAACUUCUUCAGAAUGUGGAGAUGCUGAAACUGAAGUUGUGGAAGACAGUAAUGUAAUGGAUUUAUGGAAGGUGGAAAAAAUGUUUAUCACAGGCAUUCUUGAUGAACUGAAAAUCUGUUUCAGUUAUAGUCAUCAAGGUAAUGGAAGUUUUAUGAAGGUCCUUCUAGCAGAAGAGAAUCAUUUACUUGAGUUCCGUGCAAUAGGUGGUCAGGUUGAACUUUCAACUAGGGGGAAUGACAUGCUUGUUGGUACUGUGUUGAAAUCCCUCGAAAUUGAGGAUUUAGUUUGUAAGGAUGGGACUCAACCAUGUUAUAUGGCGAGAUCCUUUAUCAAGAGCACUGAUGUUACUGCUUUGGAUGUGCUGUUGUCUGCUGAUGGUUUAAGUCAAAGUGUGAAGUUUUUUGAAGCACCUGACAACCAGGUUGACUUUGUUGACUGUCCUGAACAGCCACUUCCAUUCGAAAAGCUUUCAAUAAAGCCUCCUAGCUUUAGUCAUAUUUCAGGUCUACUCCCUGAUGCUGAAUCUAGAACAAUACCUGGGGACAUGGAAGUAACUGAUAACUUGGAUAGUUUUGUGAAAGCUCAAAUAGUUAUCUAUGACCAAAACUCUCCUCUCUAUACCAAUGUAGAUAAACUGGUAAUCGUGACCCUAGCCACUUUGUCAUUUUUCUGUCAUAGACCAACUAUUCUUGCAGUUAUGGAAUUUGUGAAUGCUAUCAGUAUUGAGGACGGAAUCUCUGAUGCUAUAACUGACAAAUCCUCAUCAACCAAAAGAGAACAGAAUAAUUUUAGGGAUUCUAUUGAGGAUAACCAUUCAGCUACAAUCCAAGAGCCCAUCAUUAAAGGACUGCUAGGGAAAGGGAAAUCCAGAGUCAUCUUUGAUUUGUCAUUGAGCAUGGCCCAUGCCCAGAUAUCAUUGAUGAAUGAAAAUGGUUCUAAACUUGCUACUCUAUCACAAAAUAAUUUGUGUACCAAUAUCAAGGUAUUCCCAUCUUCUUUUAGCAUAAAUGCUGCCUUGGGGAAUCUGAAAAUAAGUGAUGACAGUCUACCUGGUGUCCAUCCAUACUUCUGGGUAUGUGACAUGAGGAAUCCUGGGGGCAGUUCUUUUGUCGAGCUGGUCUUCAGUUCAUUCAGCGUUGAUGAUGAUGACUACAGAGGUUAUGAUUAUAGCCUGUUUGGGCAACUUUCAGAAGUACGGAUUAUAUAUUUGAAUCGCUUUGUACAGGAGGUUGGUAGUUAUUUUAUGGGCCUUGUUCCCAACAAUUCUAAGGGAGUUGUAAAACUGAAAAAUCAAGUUACCAACUCUGAGAAGUGGUUCACUACAAGUGAAAUUGAUGGAUCACCGGCUUUGAAGUUGGAUCUUUCACUUAAAAAGCCUAUAAUAACAAUGCCUCGGAGAACAGACAGCCUUGAUUACCUGGAGCUAGACGUGGUCCACAUAACUGUCCAAAACAACUUUAACUGGCUAUGUGGCGACAAAAAUGAGAUGGGUGCUGUCCAUCUGGAAAUAUUAGUUGUCCAGGUUGAGAAUGUCAAUUUAACUGUUGGUAGUGGAAAAGAAUCUGGUGAAAGCAUAAUUCAAGAUGUCAAGGGGUUUUCAGUAAUUAUUAGGAGGUCACUUAGGGAUUUGCUGCAUCAAACCCCGAACACAGAGGUUACAAUCAAGAUAGAUGAGCUGAAGGCUGCUUUAUCCAACAAAGAGUACCAGAUAAUUACAGAAUGUGCAGUAUCUAAUUUGUCCGAGACUCCAAAUACUGUUCCACCACUGGAACAGUGCCUUGAGGCAGAUGAGGUGGCAGAACCUCUUGUUCCUGUAGCUUCCAUUGUUGAAUUCGAAAUGCAAGAGAGAGAAUCAUGGGUUUCCAUGAAAGUUUCGGUUGCCAUUAAUUUGGUUGAAUUAUGCCUGCAUUCUGGAGUAUCAAGGGAUUCUGUUCUGGCCACAUUGCAGGCAAGUGGUGCGUGGCUUCUUUAUAAGUCUAAUACUCUUGACGAGGGCUUUCUUUCAGCAACACUUAAGGGUUUCAGUGUCAUUGAUGAUCGUGAGGGAACAGAGCAAGAAUUUAGACUGGCAAUAAGAAAACCCAAGAGUAUUGGGUAUAGUCCCCUUCACUAUGUCACUGAUGAUGGUAAUGAACAACUGGUCAAUGCAGAUAAAAACGUCUUGAAAGAAAACAUUGUAAACCCAGUACCUACAAUGCUUAUUCUUGAUGCUAAGUUUAGCCAGUCAACAACCACUGUAUCAUUAUGCAUUCAAAGGCCACAAUUGUUAGUUGCACUUGAUUUUCUACUUGCUGUUGUUGAGUUCUUUGUACCAUCAGUUCGCAAUAUGCUCUCAAAUCAAGAAGAUGAGAACCCUCUCAAUAUGGUUGAUGCAAUUAUUUUGGAUCAACCGACUUAUAAUCAGCCGUCUUUUGAUUUCUCACUCUCACCUCAGAGACCUCUUAUUGUUGAUGAUGAAAGAUUUGACCAUUUUAUUUAUGAUGGUAAAGGUGGAAACUUAUACUUACAGAACAGCCGUGGUCUCAAUCUCUCUUGUCUUAGCACAGAAGCGAUAAUCUAUGUGGGAGAUGGAAAAAGGUUGCAAUUUAAAAAUGUCUUUAUUAAGAAUGGGCGGUAUUUGGAUUCUUGUAUUGUAUUGGGGGCUAACAGUAGCUAUUCAGCUUCUGAAGAUGAUCAUGUAUUCUUGGAGAGUCUGAAUGAUGGUCCUCACUGUAACUCUUCAGAGGAAAGGACUAACAGUGUACCAACAAAAAAUAUUGCAGCUGAUAGUUCUACCGAGUUAAUUAUUGAGCUGCAGGCUAUUGGUCCAGAACUUACAUUUUACAAUACAUCAAAAGAUGGGGAAUCAUUGACACUUUCUAACAAACUUUUGCAUGCACAGUUUGAUGCAUUCUGCAGACUUGUUUUGAAGCGGGACAAUAUUGAGAUGAGUGCCAAUGCAAUUGGAUUGAUGGUGGAGAGCAAUGGGGUUAGGAUUUUAGAGCCUUUUGACACCUCUAUAAAAUUUUCCAAUGCCUCUGGGAAAACCAAUAUACACUUAGCUGUUUCAGAUAUAUUUAUGAAUUUCUCCUUCAGCAUCUUGAGGCUGUUCUUAGCAGUUGAGGAGGAUAUUUUGGCAUUUCUGAGAAUGACGUCAAAGAAAGUGACAGUGCCCUGCUCUCAGUUUGACAAAGUUGGGACAAUUGAAAAUUCCUAUAGUAAGCAAAUAUAUACCUUUUGGAGACCCUGUGCACCACCUGGUUUUGCAGUUCUUGGGGACUACUUGACGCCAAUGGACAAGCCACCCACCAAAGGAGUUAUUGCUGUAAAUAUCAACCUUGUAAGGGUCAAAAGACCUGUAUCUUUCAAACUAAUUUGGCUAAUGUCAGCAUCAGGAGGCAGUCCUGAUUCUCCAGGUUCACAAAAGUACUGCCAGAGUUCUGAUGAUGGUGGCCAAGACAAUGGCUGUUCUAUUUGGUUCCCUGUAGCACCUCAAGGUUAUGUUGCACUGGGCUGUGUGGUUUCUACAGGAAGAACACAACCACCACCAUCUUCUGUUAUGUGCAUCUCAGCUUCUUUAGUUUCUCCUUGUGCCCUGAGAGAUUGCAUUACAGUGUGUUCUCCUGAGGCAUACAGAUCAAGCUUAGCAUUCUGGAGAGUGGAUAACUCUGUAGGAUCUUUUUUGCCCGAUGAUUCUAUUUCUAAUAGUUUGACUGUGAGAGCGUAUGAGUUGCGUCAUAUGAUUUUCGGGUAUAUAUCAGAAUCUCCUAAAGAAAAUAGGAGUUCAAACAUCCAAGAUACUCGUCUGGGUCAUGAUCAUAGUCUCCAGCCAGAAAGACCUAGUAUCGUGAGUUCUGAGCGUCGGUUUGAAGCUGUAGCCAGUUUUAGAUUGAUAUGGUGGAAUCAGGGUUCAAGUUCCGGGAAGAAACUAUCCAUUUGGCGUCCAGUUGUACCGCAAGGGAUGGUAUUCUUUGGAGAUAUUGCUGUUCAGGGGUACGAGCCUCCGAACACAACGAUUGUUCUCCAUGAUGCUGGAGAUCUUUUUAAAGCUCCUAUAGACUUUCAACUUGUUGGACAAAUCAAGAAACAGCGGGGAAUUGAAAAUAUUUCCUUCUGGUUUCCUCAGGCCCCUCCAGGUUACAUUUCCUUGGGAUGUAUUGCCUGUAAGGGGAUGCUUGAGAAAAAUGAACUCAGCUCAUUAAGAUGCAUAUGCAGUGAUAUGGUCACUAGCGAUCAAUUCCCUGAAGAAAGUAUAUGGGAUACAUCUGAUUCCAGGAUCACUACAGAACCAUUUAGUAUAUGGACAGUUGAUAAUAUGGUGGGUACAUUUCUGGUCCAUAGUGGUUUCAGAAAGCCACCCAGAAGAUUUUCUCUGAAGCUCGCAGAUCCAACUAUUUCCAGUGGUUCAGAUGAUACUGUGAUUGAUUCAGAAAUUGGGACAUUCUCUGCAGCACUUUUUGAUGAUUAUGGGGGUUUGAUGGUUCCAUUGUUUAAUGUCUCCUUAAGUGGUAUUGGAUUUACUCUACAUGGAAGAUCAGACCACUUAGAUUCAACUAUAAAUUUCUCACUGGCUGCUAGAUCCUAUAACGAUAAGUACGACUCUUGGGAGCCUCUUGUUGAACCAUUGGAUGGGUUUGUAAGGUACCAAUAUGAUCUGAAUGCACCAGCUGCUUCUCAGUUGCGUGUAACCUCUACCAGGGAUCUGAACAUGAAUGUUUCAGUGUCCAAUGCAAAUAUGAUUUUACAAGCGUAUGCAAGCUGGAACAAUCUUAGUCAAGCCCAUGAAUCCUAUAAGAAAAGAGAAGCAGUUCCACCCAUUAAUGAUGGAAAAUCCAUCAUUGACAUCCAUCAAGAGAAGAAGAAUUUCAUUAUCCCGCAAAACAAGCUUGAACAGGACAUAUUUAUGCGAGCUACUGAAAUCAGUGGACUCCCAAACAUUAUUAGGAUGCCAUCAGGGCAUAUGGAGCCUAUAAAGGUUCCGGUUUCAAAAAAUAUGUUGGCCUCUCAUCUGAAAGGAAAACUUGCCAGCAAACUGAGAAUGAUGGUCAUGAUUAUCAUUGCGGAUGGACAGUUACCCAGUGUUGAAGGAUUGUUUGCACAUGAAUAUAUGGUGACAGUCCGCCUUGUGCCGAACGAGUUCCUUCCUAUUGGGUCAUUACUGAGCCAACAAAGUUCACGCACUUGUGGCUGUAGUUCAGAUCGUUGCUCAACUCCUGGGCUUGAGUUGGUAAACUGGAGUGAGACAUUUUUCUUCAAAGUUGAUUCACCGGACUAUUACAACGUGGAAUUCAUUGUGACCGACAUGCGGAAAGAUGAACCUGUUGGACAGCAUUCAGCUCCUCUGGCACAGAUAGCUAGAAAUCUCCAUGAAAAUUCAAAUUCUUAUGAUUCAGUUGAACUGUCAUGGGUAGAAUUGUCCUCAGCAGAAACUAUGGCUGAAGGAGAUAAAUAUAAGUUCCAUGGGAGAAUACGGUGUGCUGUACUUCUUGCACCAAGGCCUCAAGUUGAAAAUGAUGAGCAAGCCUCAACAAGUAGCAGAAAACAUGGAUCCAUUCAGAUCAGUCCUACCAGGGAAGGACCUUGGACUACUGUGAGGCUAAACUAUGCUGCAUCUGCAGCUUGUUGGCGCCUAGGAAAUGAUGUUGUUGCUAGUGAAGUUAAUGUUAAAGAUGGAAACAUAUAUGUAAUUAUUCGGUCUCUGGUUUCUGUUAGUAAUAAUACAGAUAUAGUGCUUGAUCUGUGCCUCAAAGCCAAAUCUGGCUGUACAAGCCUGAGGCCAAUAAAUGAUGGUGUGGAACAUGAACAAGCAUUAGAAGCUGACAGAUUUGAAACAGAGGAGUUCUUCGAAACUGAAAAAUACAAUCCAGACAUUGGUUGGAUUGGUUGUUCCGUUCAACCCAAACAAGAGCACUUUGGAGCUGGAGACUCCCAUGAGGUUAUACAGGAAAUUUCUGGAGUUGAUUUGCCAUCAGGUUGGGAAUGGGUUGAUGAUUGGCAUGUUGAUAAUGCAUCGGUGAACACUGCUGAUGGCUGGGUUUAUGCUCCAGAGCUUGAACACUUAAAGUGGCCCGGGUCCUGUAAUCAUUUAAAAUUUGUUAACUAUGCGAGGCAAAGGAGAUGGAUAAGGAAUAGGAAAUUCAUCUCCAAUUAUGUAAAGCAGAAAAUAUCAGUUGGGUUAUUGAAACCUGGAGAUAGAAUUCCUCUUCCUCUUUCAUGUGUGACACAUCCUGGAUUGUACAUGCUGCAGAUAAGACCAUGGAAUGUCAAUGAUCCUGAUGAAUACUCUUGGAGUUCAGUUGUUGAUAGGCAUGAUCAGUCAGAGGCUUCUGGUCAACCUAAUGGAGUGUUGGAAGUGUGUGUAUCAACUCUCACUGGAUCUGAGAAACUUUUGUGCUGCACCCAAAUAAAAAAUAGCUCUUCAAAUAAUGGGUCAGGAUUGUGGUUCUGUUUGAGCAUACAAGCGACAGAACUUGAGAAAGAUAUUCAUUCAGACUCCAUUCAAGAUUGGAAUAUCGUGAUUAAAUCCCCACUAUCCAUUGUUAAUUUUCUUCCCCUAGCAGCAGAAUUUUCUGUUCUUGAGAGGCAAGCAAGUGGUCAGUUCAGUCGCUGCUCUCAAGGAGUUUUUCUUUCUGGAGAAACUGUAAAGAUUUACAAUGCUGACCUGAGAAACCCUUUGUACUUUUCACUGCUUCCACAAAGAGGAUGGCUGCCAAUGCAUGAAGCUGUUCUCAUAUCCCAUCCCAGCAAGGUUCCAUCCAAAACAAUAAGUUUAAGAAGUUCAUUUUCUGGAAGGAUUGUUCAUGUCAUUCUUGAACACAACCCAGAUAAAGAAGAGCAUAUUGUGGCAGAGGUUGUUAGAGUCUAUGCUCCUUACUGGAUUGCAAGUGCCAGAUGUCCUCCCCUUAAAUACAGGCUAGUGGAUAUAUCAGGGAAGCGACAAAAACGGAAUCUCUUCCCAUUCUCUUCAAAGCAGAGCAAUGAAGUAAUCAUUGAGGAGAUCACUGAAGAGGAAAUGUUUGAAGGACAUACCAUCGAUUCUGCACUAAACUUUAAACUUCUUGGCCUUUCAGUGUCUAUAAGUCAAUCAGGCAAAGAACACUUUGGACUUGUUAGAGACCUUUCUCCUCUUGGUGACCUGGAUGGUUCAAUGGAUCUUUUUGCUUAUGAUGCCGAUGGUAACUGCAUCCGGCUCUUUAUCUCCUCAAAACCAUGCCCCUAUCAAUCAAUUCCUACAAAGGUAAUUUCUGUCCGGCCGUUCAUGACAUUCACAAACAGGCUUGGUCAAAACAUGUUUGUCAAGCUAAGCAGUGACGAUGAACCCAAGAUCUUACGUGCAUCUGACUCAAGAGUCUCAUUUGUAUAUCAUGAAACAGUGGGGCCUGAUAAACUCCAGGUUCGAUUGGAAGAUACAGAAUGGUGUUUUCCUGUUGAAAUUGCAAAAGAGGACACCAUCUUUUUGGUUUUGAGGAAGCAUAAUGGUUCCAGAAGAUUUGUGAGGACAGAAAUUCGAGGUUAUGAGGAAGAAUCACGUUUUGUAGUUGUAUUCCGUUUAGGAUCUAAAAAAGUUCCUAUCAGAAUGGAGAACAGAACAGUGAGCAAGACAAUCAGGAUACGCCAAUCUGGGUUAGAUGAUAAUGCCUGGAUCCAGUUAGAACCCCUGGCAACUACAAAUUUCUCUUGGGAAGAUCCGUAUGGAGAGAAACAAAUUGAUGCUGAAAUCAAGAGCGGCAAUAAUAUAUCUGUCCAAAAGUUCAGCUUGGAUAAGGCAGGUAUAUAUUCUGCAGAUGAGAGAGCACCAGGAGUACAGCUUCAUAUUGUAGAAAUGAGCGUUAUCAAGGUUGCUAGAUUCACUGAAGGCAUGUCAUCAGAGUCAAACUCACUAGCACAAAAUGAAGUCCUACCAACUAUUGGAAAUUGGGGCAUAUCUUGUAGCCAAAAAAACAAACAGGUUGAUACUGCUCCUGUAGAAGUUAUACUUGAGCUGGGCGUUUUUGGAAUUUCAGUGAUUGACCAUAGGCCACGGGAGCUUGCAUACCUGUAUUUCGAGAGGGUUUUUAUUUCAUAUUCAACUGGUUAUGAUGGUGGGACUACCAGCAGGUUCAAGCUUGUAUUUGGUUAUUUGCAGCUUGAUAAUCAGCUGCCACUAACAGUAAUACCUGUUCUGCUGGCACCUGAACUAACAACUGACUUGCAGCAUCCAGUUUUCGAAAUGAAUAUUACAAUGAAGAAUGAGAAUACAGAUGGCACCCAGGUGUACCCUUACGUUUAUAUACGGGUCACUGACAAGUGUUGGAGAGUUAGCAUUCAUGAACCCAUUAUCUGGGCAUUAGUGGAUUUCUACAAUAACCUUCAGCUAGAUCGAAUUCCCAAAAGCUCUAAUAUCUCAGAAGUUGAUCCUGAGAUACGAGUGGACCUAAUAGAUGUUUCUGAAGUUCGAUUGAAAUUGGCACUGGAGACGGAACCAACUCAGAGACCCCAUGGGGUUCUAGGCAUGUGGAGUCCCAUUCUGUCAGCUGUUGGAAAUGCAUUUAAAAUUCAGGUUCAUCUAAGGAAGGUCAUGCGCAAGAACAUAUUUAUGCGGAAAAGUGCAGUUGUUCCUGCAAUUGUAAACCGUAUUUGGAGAGACCUGAUCCAUAAUCCUUUACAUCUGAUAUUUUCAGUAGACGUGCUUGGCAUGACAAGAUCAACAUUAGCAUCUCUUAGCAAAGGUUUUGCUGAGCUCUCAACAGAUGGGCAGUUUCUACAGUUGCGUUCAAAGCAGGUUGGGUCAAGGAGAAUCACUGGGGUGAGUGAUGGAAUUCUUCGAGGAACUGAAGCUCUUGCACAAGGUGUAGCUUUUGGAGUCUCUGGCAUUGUGACAAAGCCUGUGGAGAGUGCCAGACAACAUGGUUUUCUAGGGCUUGCUCAUGGGCUUGGACAAGCUAUCCUAGGAUUCAUAGUGCAACCAGUGAGUGGAGCAUUAGAUUUCUUCUCAUUGACAGUGGAUGGAGUAGGUGCAAGCUGUACCAGAUGCUUAGAGGUCUUCAAUAGUAGGACCACCUUCCAGAGAAUCAGAAACCCCCGGGCCAUUCAUGCAGACUGUGUAAUUAGGGAGUAUUGUGAGCGAGAAGCACUUGGGCAGAUGAUCCUUUGGCUCGCUGAAGCUAGUAGGAAAUUUGGUUGUAUGGAGAUAAAGGAACCUUCAAAGUUUGCUUGGUCUGAUUAUUAUGAGGAUCAUUUCAAUGUGCCCAACCAGAGGAUUGUACUUGUAACAAACAAGCGUGUCAUGCUACUGCAGUGUCUAGCUCCAGACAAAAUGGAUAAGAAACCCUGCAAGAUCAUGUGGGAUGUACCUUGGGAAGAACUCUUGGCACUGGAGCUGGCAAAAGCAGGCUACCCUAGACCCUCUUACUUAAUUCUGCAUCUCAAAAAUUUCAAAAGAUUUGAAAACUUUGUGAGACUUGUCAAAUGCAAUGCUGAAGAGGAAGCUGAAGGAGAACCCCAAGCUGUUAGAAUAUGCUCAGUAGUGCAUAAGGUGUGGAAAGAACACCAGUCAGACAUAAGAAGCCUAGUUUUGAAGGUUCCCUCUAGCCAGCGCUAUGUAUAUUUUGCUUGGGAUGAAUCAGAUGGGAGAGAAUCCGAUAAUCAGAUUAAGGCCAUGAUUAAGCCAAGAGAGUUCUCUUCAGUCAGUUCUGUUUCAGAUGAGAGGAAAUUCGUAAGACAUAGCAUCAACUUUCAGAAGAUCUGGAGCAGCGAACAGAAGUCGAGAAGUCGAUGCACAUUGUACCGAAAACAGGUUUUGAAGGAUGCCGGAAUAUGUAGCAUUUGGAGACCAAUUUGCCCAAAUGGUUAUGUAUCCAUUGGGGACAUAGCCCAUAUUGGCACUCAUCCGCCAAAUGUUGCUGCUGUGUACCAUAAGAUCAACAAUCAAUUCUCAAUUCCAUUAGGUUUCGACCUGGUGUGGAGGAACUGCCCAGAUGACUAUGUCACUCCAGUAUCAAUUUGGUACCCACGAGCACCAGAAGGAUUCGUAUCUCUUGGGUGUGUUGCUGUAGCCGAUUUCUCAGAGCCACCACCAGACUCUGCAUACUGCGUGAGAGAGAGACUUGCUGAGGAGACGGUAUUUGAGGAGCAGAAAUUAUGGGAAGCACCAGACUCGUACCCAUGGGCUUGUCAUAUCUAUCAGGUCCAAAGCCAAGCUCUUCAAUUUGUCGCUUUACGUCAAACAAAGGAAGAAACAGAGUGGAAACCCGUGAGGGUCAUGGACGACCAUCAGUCAUCACAAGCGUUACAGCUUGAUGAACAUUCGUGAGUGGCAUGAUGGCCCACUUUCCAUAUGGAUGUACAAAAUAUUGUUCUACAAGUGGGCUG
This is a messenger RNA of Telopea speciosissima, 13335 nucleotides long. RefSeq lists its product as uncharacterized. The coding region runs from base 230 to 13276 and encodes 4348 amino acids. The transcript is spliced from 64 exons. NCBI's taxonomy places the organism in Eukaryota, Viridiplantae, Streptophyta, Magnoliopsida, Proteales, Proteaceae. The record is from RefSeq and is a predicted model, not a curated record. Gene Ontology annotation, biological process: protein targeting to vacuole; protein retention in Golgi apparatus. Gene Ontology annotation, cellular component: extrinsic component of membrane.